Messenger RNA from Gongylonema pulchrum, 309 nucleotides. NCBI's taxonomy places the organism in Eukaryota, Metazoa, Nematoda, Chromadorea, Rhabditida, Gongylonematidae. The record is from the annotation of a GenBank genome assembly.
AUGCAAAACUACAUUUUUACAAAAAAUUCAGGUCAGCUACAAGCAUUGAUUCUGCGCCCAACAUUUAUUUAUGGUGAGGGCGAGAAGCAUCUGCUCGGAGCGGCGCUAAAGCUAUGUUCAAAUUACGGCGGAAUACCGUACUUGCAAGACGACAAUCGCGGACAUCAUCAAUAUAUUUAUGCCGGGAACAUGGCUGCAAUAAUGGAGCGAGGAAUGACUUGCUUGAGAGAAAAUCCAGCUCGCUAUAGCGGUGAAGUGGUCAUUUGCAUGGACUCUACACUCUGCAAGCGAUUUGUUGAUGUAGAAUAA